UUUCUUUCAUUUCUAUGGCAAAAUGUGGGGCUUAAGUUUAGAGAACGUAAAGAAGAAAGUUGGGUUUUGUAAUUGAAUUAGUUUCUAUGCAUUUUUGUUACUCCUGAGGUAAAACUGAUUGCAUAAACCAGUGAUUUUCAAUACUGUUUUAACUUGGAAGGAGGCAGUAAUAAGCCUAUCACUUAUUUACAAGAACCCAAUAUUGUUUCAAGUUAGGGAGAAUUUAUAAUUCCUGUAAAUUGAUGGAAAUAGAUUAGUGGAAAGGACAGUUAUUUUAGAUAGAAAACAGCAUUGUCAGUCAUUUUCAGGAAAACUUUUUAUAAAUAUGGGAACAUUAUUUAUAAACAGUAAGUUGUGAUCCCAUAAAUCACUUCACAAAAAGGUUAAAGUCUUUUUACCAUGAACAAGUUCAAGAAAGUGGUCACUUUUUUGUUACCAAAUUACAAAGUACCCAGUUGGUUCUGAACUUCUCGCGAUCAGAAGUACCCUAGAUGCAUGCUUGCUUUUCCAUUGUCAGGUAAAGGGAAUGAGUGAAAGGCAUGCUUUUGGCGUUCAGAGCUCAUGAAGCUGAUGCCAGUGGGUACAAAAAAUUCCAUGUUUUAAGGAUGCUUUUACAGGUGGGGUUUGAGAAAUAAGCCAUGAGAGAGAAAUAGUGCUAAUGGAUUUUGGAAAAGAAGCCAUGUGAGAGAAACACUCUCAGGGGGUUUUGAUAAAGGAGGGAUAAGAGAGAAAGAUUCUGGCUGCACUGUACCUAAGAAGUUAUGAAAGAAAAAAAGCAACAAACAAAAUUAUUGUUGAGUGAGGUUUAAUGGGCCAAAGUUUAUUGGCCUGAUUGAAGAGGUAAUAGCUUCAUAUCCCAAUUUCUCUGUAACUCCUGGGUUCUAAAAUAUGGCAAUGGAAGAAAAGGAAGCCAGAUAUUUGUCCCUCAUACCUGAUAAAGUCGAUUGUGUUUACCCCAUGUAUUUUGGUGUUUCAUGUGCCUUUGUUGGUCUCCAUCUCCUCACAACAGAGAAGAAAAGGGAGUUGAGAGGCAAAAUGUUUAAUGAUUGGUCGAAAAUAAUGGAAGGAAUGCUUCGAGGAAGUACCCAACUGCUUGGUUUGCUUGUGUGGAAAAUCCAAAGGGAAGGAAAAUUUUCAGACAUCUCAGAGCUCCAAAUUGAGAUUAAGAAAGCAAAGGCAGAGGUUGCAGAGAUGAAGAGGAGGAGGGCUGAGGAUGCAAAGGCCAACGAAAAAGUUGCAGCCAUAUUUGCUACCCAGGAGCAAAGCUGGUUUAGUGAAAGAAAGAUUCUUCGACAACAUCUCCAAGCCUCUUUGAAGGCCUUGCAUGCUCUCAGAACCAAAGUGUGCACAGAUUGCCAAAAGAAAGAAGUGACUAUAUCUAAUUUGAAUCAGGUAGUGAGAGAAAAGGAUCAUCUUAUUGAGUCUAAACUCAAGGCGUUGGAAGAGGAAGAGAAUAAGACGGAAAACUUAGAAGAGAGGCUGCAGAAGGCAGAGAGAGAAACAGAGGAGUUGAGAGAGAAACUAAGCAGAGAAGCGCAAGAUCACUCCUCAGAGCUUUGGGAGCAUAAGACUGCCUUUGCUGAGCUUGUUUCCAACCAACGCCAGCUUGAAGCUGAGAUGGUUUGUGCUCUAAGGCAGGUUGAGUCUACAAAAGAAGAGUUUGAUGCCAUUUUUGAGCAAAAAGAAGAAUCUAUAGCCAUGGUGCAAAAGCUCUCAGAGGAGAUUCUUAGAAUGCAGAAGGAAGCAGAUCAGAAAGACAAAGUUGUUUCUGCCAUGUUAAGGAAAUCCAAGUUAGACACAGGGGAGAAGCAAAAGUUGUUAAAAGACUUGAAGAUUUUGAAGGCCAAGAGGAAGCAAGCAGAGCUUGAGACAGAGAGAUGGAGGGAUUUAUACGAAUCAAAGGUUCGACCCAUUCCUAAAAGUGGCAAGAAUUUGAGAAGCGAUUCAGUCAACAGAGCUGAUUUGAGAUUGGAGUUGCCGUUGGAAAAGAAAACACCCCAAAAAUGGAGAAAUAGAACAGAAUUGGAGAUGGCUGAUGAGAGGAUAGAAACUCGUCCCCAUACUCUUCUUCUUGAGUAUUUAGAGAUGGAGCAUGGAGGGGAGAAUGACUGCCUUCUACCAAAGAAGAUGGACAUAGCAGCCUCUGGGAGUUUUAUCGAGAAUUCAGCAGGAGACAAUGAAAUUCUGAUCACAACUAGUGUGAGACAGUUGGAAGAUUGGAUUCAGUCAGAAACUGAGAAGUUCACGGCUUUGCUAGAGCAGAGGCACUCAACAGAGCUUGAUGCAUUUGUUGAACAGAUGAGAUUCAAGGAUGAAAAGCUGGAAACAUUUCGGUGGCAGAUGCUGAGCAUGGAACUUGAAUCGAAAAGAUUUCAAUCCCGCAUUGAAGAGCUUGAGGAGAACUUAUCACAAUUUAGAGAAGAGGAUCUAAGGCUUCGGUCCUUGCUAGUUGAGAAGGAAAAAGGCAUAGAUACACUCAAAGAGCGGUUCGGCUUGCAUGUAAGGCAUUGUCGGAACAACUGUACCCCUGAUGAGGUGAAUUCUCCUCUAUUACCCAUGGCCAUGUUGUCAGAAGUGAAGGCCAUGAAGAGGAAACUGAGAGAGAAGGAACAAGAGCAUAAAACCACAUUGGUCAAUGUUUCUCAUGAGGUGGGAUCUGAAGUCCCAGAGCGAGAAAGUAGAUUCACAGUCAUGGGAAAAAUGAUGGUGCGGAAGAACUUAAAUGAGAGAGAAUGCAGUGAGCCUGAACUCCAAAAAAGGGAAAGCAGACUGGCCAUCUUGGGAGCAAGGUUGAUUCAAAAGAAUUCAAAUGAGAAAGAGUGCAAGGACAGAGGCGUUGUGGUCGCAGUUGUUGAGGAUGCUUCUAAAGCCAAAUUGGCAACAUGGUCAAGAGCUAUGAUGGAAAUAAGGGGAGAAUCACCCAAAGAAGAAGACAAUAUCGAGGACCAAUUUCAAGGCAUGGGCAUGACUACCAAAGAGACUGAAUGGAAGAAAGAGGCUGACAUAGAUGAAAAUGAGAAAAAAGUUUGUCAAGAUAAGGCUGAUGUUUCAAGUAAAUAUGAUCCACUUGAGAACUGGUUGCUCAGGAAAGAUGCAGCUAGAAAGGUAGAUGUCCAUGCUUUAGGAGUUUCUUAUAAAAUCAAAAGACUGAAACAACAUCUUCUUAUGCUCGAGAAGCUGAUGGAAACAGAUGCCUCAAAGAAGCCAGGUGGUAGAGAUGAGGUGAUUUAUGUUCUCGAAAACUGCGAAAAAAGGAAAAUUGAUCAACAAGGAGAUAUUAAGGGCCUGAUAAGUAUAAUAUCUUUACUCAACAAACAAGUUAGAAGAUACCAAACACUUGAAGAAAAAACUGAAGACUUGUGCAAGCGAAUGAGUAUGAAUGAUAAGGAGGAAAGUGCUAGUGACUCUAGUUAUGGAAGGACAAGGGAGCAAACUGAAGCAUUGGAACAGUUCCUUGAAGAGAUAUUCCAAUUGCAAAGAUACAUGGUAGCAACAGGGCAGAAACUAGUCCAAAUACAAUCUGAAAUUACAUUCAAUCUUGUUGGAAGUGCUGAUAAAGUUGAAGAACCAAUUGGGAUUGACAUGAGGCAGUUUGCUGACAAUGUGAGAAGCCUCUUUAGAGAUGUACAGAGGGGUUUGGAGGUCAGAAUAGCUCGGAUUAUCGGAGACCUUGAGGGCACAUUGGCUCGCGAAGGGAUACUUCAUUUGAGAAACUAAUAGAGUCCUUGACGGAAAAAUGGCAGUAACAUUGGUCUCUGAUUGAGCAAGCAAGUCAAAGGAAGACAUUGAUUUUCAUAUUGGAAGCCAAAUGAUGAAAAAGGCAUCAGAUAGAGUGGAACGUUUGUUUCAAGAAAUGAAUAUAAAGAAAAAUAUGGACUCUAGUGGUAUGUAACGAGCAACACCCUAUGUGAAAUUGAAUGUCCAAAAUGCAUGAGUAUAUAUAGCUCUCCAUACACAUACAAGAAGGGCCAGUCCCCCUUCGUUCAAUGAAGGGUUUCUUGUAAAGAAAUAUCAAGUUCAAACACCUUGUAUUUAUGGAAAUCGGUUGUUUUU
Amborella trichopoda is the source of this 4053-nucleotide messenger RNA. RefSeq names its product Ribonuclease P protein subunit P38-like protein. The record is from RefSeq and is a predicted model, not a curated record. Lineage: Eukaryota; Viridiplantae; Streptophyta; Magnoliopsida; Amborellales; Amborellaceae.